AUGGACGUUUGCGCCAGUCAAGCUGCUGGCGCUGGCGCCAACGCCGAGCAGGCUCAGGCUGGACAGGCAACCCCCACUGAAGUGAAUAUCGCGGUGGAAAAUGCUCGAGAUCUAUCCGAGAUUCGAUUCGAUCGACUUCUGUCACAGUUUGAACGAUGUAUUACUUUCAAUGCUCCCGUCCUCGAAUCACUCCUCCUCCAGCUUCCUACCGACUCUAUCUUCAAGCUCUACCAAACCUCCCACUACCUCCGCACGUUUUUUCGAUCCUAUCCGACCGCAUGGAAGUCCCUCUCCUUUCGUUUGCUGUAUCCUUCAACGCCGUCAACGCUACCCCAGCUCAUCCCGCCAGCAACGUCAGAUCGCGAGGCGCAAGUCUCACCUGAGCGACAAUCCCGACCGUAUGCCUUGGAUCAGCUGCUGAUGAACGUGCUGGCUCCCUUCACGACUUGCCUCAGGAGCCUGGAAUUGGAUAACACGGCUGUAUCGGGGCAGAUUCUCGUCUCGACGGUGAUGCACGCGCGCUGUGAGACCCUGGAGCAUCUUUCGAUUCGCGGGUGCAAACAUGUCUCUCUCAAAUAUCACAUUGUUCCAUAUCUGAACCUGCUUGGACUACAGCAGGAUGUCGACAAAGCGACGAGUUUCGGCUCUUUCCAACCCAGGAAGCGCCUGGCGCUUAAAAGUCUGUACGCAUACCGGUCACGUCACCAUCGCCGACGACCUUAUCUCGCUUCGUCAAUAUUUCGCAAAGACUCCGACGCUGAACCGACCCACGAGCUCGUUAACCUCUGCCACAAGCUGGGAAUUUGGACCGAUACAGCCUGGUGUACAACACCUGCCGGCAGGUGUUUCCGCAGGCGCGGGUAUGUUGCGAUGCGAGACCCGCAGGGUAUGACAGAAGCCUGGGUUGCGUUCGAUCGACUUUGGCGGUGCAAGAAUUGGAUUGGACCGUAUAAUGGCGACGGCGAACCAUGGGAAACCCGCAGCGGUAGGCUCUGGGAAAGCGAGGACACUGGCUGUUUCGGCGAAGCUUUGGGUAGCGGCGAAGGUCCCGAGGCCGGCGAGGGCAAAAUGGUACCCGCCCAUCUUCGCCGCAGCCAUAGGCAGUUUGUCCACGAUGUCAAGUGCGAUAACUGUGGUGACGAGAUUCAAGAAAGAUGUGAGCAGUGCAGCAUUUUGAUGCAUUGUGUGGGAUGUCGCAAGACGCUCUGCGCCAGCUGUGCCUAUGAGCGACCAUAUCUUCGACAGGAAGCCUUAUUUAUGUCCUCGAACAAUACUCAUAAUACCAGCGCUCAUUCGCACUCUACUGCCCAAGCCCAUCACAGCACAAAUACAUCAGACCCUUUAUGGUGGGCACCCGGGGCUGUACACUCUCCCAGCUCGAUGGAAGAUCCCAUAUCAAAUUCACUCGAUGGCAACCCUUUACACGGACUCCCACGCACGCCGGACCCCGUGCUUAGAUUUCACUGGUGUUGUGCUGAACCCUACUUUUCUGGAGGAGGCGGCAUCAGUAUUGGCACACCCAGUCGUGAUGUAGACCAAGUGCGGGCAGUACCUUUACCUCGGAAUCAGGGCUGGGAAGAUCUAGAGUACACCGUCAGCGAGUGGAGCAAGACAUUCCCAAAGUAUGCCUAUGGCGAUCCCAGCAAGCCGGACUAUACACUGGAAACAGGUCAUCUUGCGAUGAUGAAAUGGCUGCUGGGGCCACCCGGCGAAAAACUUCGCCUUGCCCUCGCAAUCUUUGCCAAGAAUGCUACGACUCUCCUCAGUGGAAGUUGCUCCAAGCCCCUCUGCAUCGAACACGACCUGCGUGGGCUUCGAUUGCGCAUCUGUGGUUACAAGGAACUUGGAUAUGAGAAGCUGACCAUCCAAAAUCGAUCGACAGUCGCUGCUGCUGCUUCGUCAUCUGAUGCCCGGCCGAGCCAGCCCAUGCCAACUAGUCAUGAUCUGCCUUUCCGGACGCAACGUCUAAUGGAUUCAACCAACAGCAGCUACAUUGACGGCCCACCGGGCGACGCGCUCGGUGACGAAGACCUCUUCGAAGCGCCGAACGAUCACGGAUCAACUCGCCCUUUCUUUCCACGAACUCCCACUCGCUCAUUCUCUGCCCCACCAUCUAGUAAUUCCGGAUGCUCUUCCCCGUCAACCAGCUCUUUUGAGUCCACAAUCGAGGGGUCACGCUGGCAAGGUUGUCAGUCCUUCUUUUGUCCCAAGAUCCGUGCGGCUGGAGACCGUCGCCAGAGUUGCCCUAGCUAUCUUCGCCAAUGCAAAGAAUGCGCUGUCUUCGUUUGCCAGGACUGCGUCCUGGCCAACCCGCCCUGCAAGUGUGCCUACUGCCAGGAUAACUACAAGUGUCCAAAUUGCGUGUUGAAAAACACCAACCCCGGCGGGCCCUGUCGCCGUCAAGAGGAUGAAAAGGCACGGAAGGAGCGGAAAUGGAAAAAGGAUAUGCAGGAGCUGGAGAAGAUCCUCCAACUCAAGUUGGCCAAUGAAGUUGCCGAGUUCGCAGGUCAAUUUUUCUACUCUCUCGAACUUGACCAUGACCACGUCCAUGCUCCCGCAGUCCCCGUCGAAGUUCCGAUCAACCAUUCCCUGGCCGAUGGGCCUUCUGUCACGACCGCCUCUCAGAGAGUUCCCUCCGGACUGACCGAUAUGACGAUGGCGAUGGAGCCUGGUCUGUUCAUCGAUCCGGAAGACAUGCCUCCGCUUUGUGAGUCGGAGUAG
Messenger RNA from Penicillium cosmopolitanum, 2721 nucleotides. RefSeq lists its product as uncharacterized. Lineage: Eukaryota; Fungi; Ascomycota; Eurotiomycetes; Eurotiales; Aspergillaceae. The record is from RefSeq and is a predicted model, not a curated record. The coding region runs from base 1 to 2721 and encodes 906 amino acids. The transcript is spliced from 2 exons.